Messenger RNA from Symbiodinium sp. CCMP2592, 480 nucleotides. NCBI's taxonomy places the organism in Eukaryota, Dinophyceae, Suessiales, Symbiodiniaceae. The record is from the annotation of a GenBank genome assembly.
AUGGCUGCAAAUUGGCCGUCACAGAGGUCGGCUCCAUUGGAAGGCCAUGGCGGCUUCGGCGAGGGCGAGGUGGCGAUGAAGAUCCUGCUCGCAGAGCUCCACUGCACCAAGGUCGAUGCCCAAGGUCAUGUCGCAUGCACAAAGUUGCACCAAAAGCUGAAACGUGUGUGGGUACAAGGAUACGUACUAUGCAGGGACGGUGACGACAUCGUGGACCUGGACGAUGGCUCAGCAGUGAUGAGCUUAGACGUGGGAGGGCUGAUCUCUUCGAGCCCUGCGACCAGCGCAGCGCUCCAGGCGGGGCGGUACGUCUCGUGUGUGUGUGCGGUGGAGUUCCAUGCCCAGGAGGGAAUUCUGGACCUGCACGUGGAAAGCGUGUGUCCCUUGGACGAUCCAGGCGAUUCGCUGGCCGAGCCCUUCUGGUUUCUCGAGGUCGCCCGGUCGCACCAGCUGAGAGCCUCCAGCACCGCUCGUCCUUAG